GUCCUCAUUCUUUCCGCGCCGUCUCGCGCAGGCGUCGGUGCCUGGCGUCCGCCAGCCGGUGGGGCCCUUGAGCGUUACGGCGUCGCAAAAUAGCCGGCGGGGGGCGGGGCGGGUCCUUUCGGCCGAGCCGUCGCAGCCGGUGCCCGCCCCGGCCCACCAUGUACUACAAGUUCAGCGGCUUCACACAGCGCCUCGUCGGGGUCACGGCGGCCGCCGCCUACGCUCCACAGGGACUCAAAUCAUUAGCUCCCACUGAAUCCCCACAUCCGAUUUUUGGGACAAGUAAACCUGCUCCAGGUUUACCAGCAACUGAACCUUUCUUGGGUACAAACAAGGUGCCAGACCUACAGAAACUUUUUCAGAGAUCAGAUGGGCUGCCAAUACACCUGAAGCGAGGAUAUCCAGAUAGGAUGCUCUAUCGGACCACGAUGGCUCUGACAAUAGGAGGGACUAUCUACUGUCUGGUAGCACUGUACAUUGCUUCACAACCAAAAAACCAAAAAUAAAGGAACCACACCUCACGGGACUUUCAGCACUCCUCUGAAGGAUCGCCUGCAUGUACCACUUUGCACUUAAACCCUGUGGUCACAUAGGGUUCAUUAUUCAGAUCAGAUUUCUUGGAGAAAAUGUUUUUAAAUCGGUUGCCUUAUGUAUUCUGAAACAACAAUAUAAACAGAGAAAUAUAUUAUUUUAGCAUAUGGUUGUAGCUUUUCUUGUCUUGCAAGUUUAUUAACAGUUGAAGAAAGUUAAGCUUUUCCUUCCAUCCCUCCCCCAAUUUCAACAGUGUUAGAGACAGGACAGGAGAAAUAAUUUGUGAGCUAUGCACCACAUUCCUUAGUGGAAGGAUGCUACUAGUUUCCAAAACACUAAAAGCAAAUAAUUUAAUUAUUCUGGCAUACUGGGAACCUGUUUCUUUCCCAUACAGGUCAUUUUACAUAAGCAGCUGGCAAUGGAACUUUUCCAAAUGCUGGUAUAUUAGUAAAUAAUACACCACAUCUGGUGAUAAGACAAAGGGCUUGUCUUCCUGGAGCAUUUAAAGUGGAUUUAUUCCAUAACUGUAGCAUCACUGUAUGCAGCAGAGUGCACCAUUAUUGUAGCAUCAGUUACACCAGCUUUUGGACUUUCCUUGUCAAAUUGUAUUACCAUGCAAUAAAGAGAGUGACAU
Parus major (Great Tit) is the source of this 1165-nucleotide messenger RNA. It is a transcript of the gene COX7A2L, whose product is annotated as cytochrome c oxidase subunit 7A-related protein, mitochondrial. The transcript has 3 exons. Gene Ontology annotation, biological process: regulation of oxidative phosphorylation; mitochondrial respirasome assembly; mitochondrial electron transport, cytochrome c to oxygen. The record is from RefSeq and is a predicted model, not a curated record. NCBI's taxonomy places the organism in Eukaryota, Metazoa, Chordata, Aves, Passeriformes, Paridae. The coding region runs from base 159 to 506 and encodes 115 amino acids.